GUUGAGAUGACAUCGUUCAAAAAUGUAUUGAAUGAUUCGGAUAUGUUGCUUGGACACUAUGCCAAUCGGGUGACGUGAUACCCAUCCUGCCCCAAAAAUUUUGUCGGUUGGAUGGGCCUAAUAUAUCGCUGACGAUGCCAUAUGACAAUGGUCAAACCAUCAAAGUAUUUCACCACCGAUUCGCCCUCUGUCUCUCUCUCUCUCUCUGGAUUUUUCCUCUCUCAUCGACGAAUUCGUAUCGGCAUGGGGGCAGCAGCAUGUCGGUCAAAGCUCGCUUUCCUCUUCCUAUUCUCUGCUUGUUUGCUCCUGCCUUCGAUUCAAGCCAGGAAGAUUACCUACUGUACAAAGAGAAGUUAUGCUGUUAAGGUCGAGGAUGUAGUUAUAUCACCUGACCCGCUGAAGGCUGGGAAGCCUUCGACCUUCACCAUCAAGGCUUCUACAGGUCAGGCCUUUACUGGAGGGAAAUUGGAUCUGGAAGUUUUGCUUUUCGGAGUGAAAGUCCAUUCGGAGGCUCAUGAGAUUUGUGAGAAGACAGCUUGCCCAAUCUCAGCUGGCAAAUUUGUGCUCUCUCACACGCAAACCUUACCUGGAAUUACCCCACCUGGUUUAUACACUCUCAGGUUGAAGAUGGAAGAUGAGAAGAAACAACAGUUGACUUGCGUUAGCUUCAAAUUCCAAAUCGCGCUUGGUGAAUCCGUCUCCUCCAUUUAAGAAUGCAUCAAUGCUUUCUUGGAAGUACUGUGUUUGCUAGAUCUUGCAGCUUACUUCAGCAGAUAUGGCUAUCAAGGAGCUUCCGUCUCAUCAUGAUUUCCUUUGCACGAAUGUUAAUCAACUGGGAAGAAUAAAUCUUACUAGCAUGUGCUUUGCGUUAUAUGACUUUGUGAAAAAAUGAAUGUACUUGUAGUUGGGAAUAAUGACUGUUCUUGGUUUGUAAUUUGCACGUCUAUACGUCGCAAAAUGUCAUAUUUCACAUUGGCAUUUGCUAUGGCCCAUACGUUUGUGAUUUACCA
Rhododendron vialii is the source of this 1010-nucleotide messenger RNA. RefSeq lists its product as uncharacterized. Bases 142 to 711 code for a protein of 189 amino acids. Gene Ontology annotation, biological process: intracellular sterol transport. The transcript has 4 exons. Gene Ontology annotation, molecular function: sterol binding. The record is from RefSeq and is a predicted model, not a curated record. NCBI's taxonomy places the organism in Eukaryota, Viridiplantae, Streptophyta, Magnoliopsida, Ericales, Ericaceae.